Messenger RNA from Babesia sp. Xinjiang, 5676 nucleotides. Its product is annotated as ARF guanine-nucleotide exchange factor GNOM. Gene Ontology annotation, molecular function: guanyl-nucleotide exchange factor activity. Gene Ontology annotation, biological process: regulation of ARF protein signal transduction. The transcript has a single exon. NCBI's taxonomy places the organism in Eukaryota, Apicomplexa, Aconoidasida, Piroplasmida, Babesiidae. The record is from RefSeq and is a predicted model, not a curated record. The coding region runs from base 1 to 5676 and encodes 1891 amino acids.
AUGGAGAAUCAUGACAGACUAUGGGUACAGACCGAGGAACCAAGACGAAUAGAGGUUGUAAAACUAGAAGCAUACCAUGUACUGGCAGCACUCAAGGAUUACUUGAGAAACAGCUCAACUACAUCAAGCUUGGUACCGGUACUAGGAGUAGAUAGCAGCUCGGGAAAGGCAUUACACGAACCAGCACUCACGAGGUACUUCAAAAUACUAAUUGUAAAAGGGGUACCUAGUGAAGAUAUAUUCAUGGAUAUCGCACAUAUAAGACCGUUUAUAGAGGUCAUGAAGAUGUGCGAUACAAAACAAAGCAAACUUAUCAUACUAUGCGCAGAAGCUAUAUCCAAGUUCACACAGUGCGAAUACGCUAAGUUCAAUCAUAAAAACGUACCAAACGUUAUUAAUACCACCUUCGAGGAACUCGUAGCAUUAUUCACAACGAACGUUGAACCAAAGGAUGAUCUGCCAACCCUAAAGAUACUCAAAACAUUAAAUGAUAUCUUAAAUUCAAAGGCAGGAAAUCUAGUCACUAACGAAAAUAUAUGCCUCAUGUUGAAAAUGAUCGCAACACUACUUACAGCAAGACAGAGGAAUAUAAGUAUACGAAAAUUAGUACAUGAUGAAAUUGUAAAUCUACUACAAGCAUCACUCGGACAUUAUGAUAGGACUAUCAUCAAGCUGCAUAAACUCAAAAAUCUAUCCAGAAGGGUUAGUAGCACGUUCAUAUUUCUCAGCUUGCUACUCGCACAAACCACAACACAUCAUCCAUUCGCAUUCUACCCAGAAGAUUCAUUCCUAUCACCAGAUGAUAAGGAAACUGUAAAUAGGUUUAGACAUGACCUGGCAAUGCUAUCACAAAAUGUUGUCGCAUUCCCAUCAUUAUGGAAUGAAUUCUGCUCAGAAGUAUGUAUUGUAGGAUUAGAAACACUUAAUAAAACAAUGGAAUUCGGAUCACUCAGUCAAAGGCAAUAUAAUAUGGUACUACCCAUAGUACAGGUAUUCAUGGCAAACUCCAUAUAUCGCAUGUGCUUCACAGAAUCCCUAGGACUAUAUUCACUAGUACUAAGGACACUCAAAAAUAUGCUAUUCUACUUCAGAGCACAGAUGAAAGCACAAAUAGAAGCACAACUCACACAUAUCAUCGCAUCGGUUAUCAAUCAUAGAUUCGGGACAAAGGCAUACUCCUUCAAAGCCGAUAUCAUCGAAAUGAGCAUGGAGUUUAUUGUGGAUUUGUGCCAUAAUAUACAAAUCAUCAUAGAACUAUAUGCAAACUACGACUGCGAUGUUAGAUGCGCUAACAUGGCAGACGUCUUAAUUAGAGGAGUUAUCGAAUGCCUAGUACCAAAUUAUGAUCUUGAAGCAACCGAUGCAACAAACGAACAGAUCAAACUGAGAACUUUGCCCUCAAAAGGUAAUAGUAAAAAGAAAGGUACCUCUAAUAGUGCAAGGAUCCCUGGAGAAAACAGUAGUGCAAUGAACCUAGAAUAUAUGGCAUUAAGUGCAAUACAGGGGAUACUCAAAGCUUUAGCAAGUGAUAAGAUGGAAUCUAGUGUUCACGAAACGGCUGAACAAGAUACGCAUUUUGCAAGACAAAAGAAAUGGAAAGAUACAUUGAAAAGAGCCGCAGAUAUAUUCAAUACAACAAAACUAGGAGAUGAAUGGAUACCACUUGUAAAAGAUAUAGGCCUACUACCAAUGGAACAUGAACCGAAAGAUAUUGCAAACUUCCUUAAAUGUGUACCAGAACUGGAUUUGAAAAAAGUAGGAGAGUAUCUAGGUACACAUAAAAAUCCAACUUUCAUGGAUCAAGUGAGGACAGAAUUCGCUAAACUUCAUAGCUUCAGAGGAUUGCCAAUCGUAAUGGCAAUAAGGUUGUUCUUGUCGUCGUUCAGAUUACCUGGAGAAUCGCAACAAAUUGAACGUAUCAUAGAGGUAUUUGCAGCUACAUACUUCGAAGCACAGCCAUUAGUAAAGGAUAAUGAACAGGACAGUGGGAACGAAACGGCAAACGGGGAAGAUAUACCUGAAAGCAAAAAACCUAGAUGGGUUGUACAGGAAAAUGUGUUCUGGCAACUUAAUUUUACGUGUUACGGGGUAACAAAUCUAGGGACUAUAAAUGAUCAUAUCGCAGCCGAGGACGAAGAACCAUAUGAACAUUUUACAAGGCAGUUCAUGCAAAAUGAAAUUGAAAAUAUACUUACAAAUGAACGUAUCAAUCUGGUCACAGAGGCAAUGAGAGACCCCUCUGUUGUAGCAGCAAUGCAAUUGACAAAUUUGGAUUCAACGCAACAGGAAGAUGAUACGAAACUUGCAAAAUAUAAAGAUCCAAGUACAGUGGAAGGGACUCUGAAACCAGGGUUUGCAUACGUAGCUAAUGUUGAUGUCAUCUUCGUACUAUCAUACUCUAUCAUCAUGCUUAACACGGACCUGCACAAUACCCAAAUUAAAAAGAAGAUGAAAUUAGAAGAUUUUGUAAGGAAUAACAAGGGGAUCAAUAACGGCAAGAACCUCCCAUACGAAUUCCUAGAGGAUAUAUAUACCACCAUCAAGUAUCACGAAAUCAAAUUGCAUAAAGGUAAUGAACAGGUGGAAGUGGUAAAAUAUGACAACUUCUUCUGGGUAGACCAUGUGCUACACAGACAAAGGUUAAUGGGAAGCUUUAAUACUGAUUUAAGGGCACAUGGAUGGGAAAUUAAACGGAGCAUUUUCCAUUUACUAUGUGAAAACAACUUCUGCAAAGCCCUAAAUGUAGCCCUAUACAAUUCGCAGAGUAUAGCGGCACUGAAACGAUGUGUACGGCUACUUUGGCUGUUCACAAGGGUAGCGAUGAAGUUUGGACGCUCCGAAGAAAUCAACAGAAUAUUCCAAAUGAACACAAUCACUAUCGAUGAGACACUAGGAUACAAGUGCCAACUGUCCUUAGCGUUCAUAUUAACGCUCAUAGCCUCUGCAUCUAAUAUGUUCGAUAGGGUAUCAUGGGUCAAGGUACUGGAUACCGUCAGCAAGCUCUACUAUCUCAACCUAUUGCCACUAUCAUUCGCGGCUCUUGAUAUAGACGCACAGGUAUAUGGAAACUGCGCCACCCUCACAGACGCCCUGGUACCGCCAACUAUUAGGUUUAAAAGGAAUAUGGAUAUUAAGAGGGGGGCAGGAUGGUUGGGUGGAUGGACGAAUUUCAUUACAUUUACAAAACCUGCAACGCCAAAUAAUAGUGAACAGAGUGAUUACUACGAUGGAGAACUUGAUGAAACACCGAAUGUAGACGAUGAUGAAAGGAAACAAACACAACAACAGUUUCUGUUCCUUUAUGAUAUACAGUCUGGUUGUGACAACCCAGUGGAGAAUCCAUACUUCGAUAUACACCUUAUCAAACGUGGAGUGAAACCUAUAGCUUCGCAAGAAGAUGAAGAGGCUAUAAAAGAGGUCACACAGGCAUUCAGUAAUGAAGCAGAUAAGGAAGAGUUGUUGCCACAGGUACUGGGAUAUAUGAAUCUCAGAUUGGCAUUCCUUAAUAUAUAUAAUGUAGAUCGUUUGUUUGUCGGCGCUGCGACAAACGUAGAUGCUAUGAACUACAUGAUGUUUAUCAAGGUGAUUGCAUUGCGGAUUGUGGAGGCUGCGGUUAAGGAAAAGGAAGUUCACGAAGUUGCAAAAGUUAAUAAUGGUACACAUGCACCACAGGGACAAGCUACACAGGGACACACAAAGGUAGAGACUAUAUUCUCCAUGGAAGGAGCGCUGCUGGACCCGUGUCCUAAAGAGAUGAAACACUUUGGCAACAAAGCGGAACCCUCAUUUUGCCUAGGGAUAUUCACGAAAAUAUCUAUAGUCGUUAUGGAACAGACUAGAGCUGCUAUUGAAGGGCUGAACGCAGACAACGAUUUGAAGUUUAAAUUCACCCUGGUCAUACUUGUAAAGUAUUUCUACCUUUUUGCAAGCACACUCAUACUGCCAGAGGCAUUGGAACAUAUCCCAAAACCAGAAGAUGUAUUAGGUAAAUUGGGAUUGAUGGAAGAUUAUAAACACCUUGAACUUGAUGAUGACCUUGGGAAAUUGGGAAAUAUAACCAAUAAGCUUGUACAAGCUGUAAGGUCCGAUACCGUAUUAUCAUCAUACCUCUGUAUCAUGAUGCUAAAGGUGGUUUUGUGGCUUACCCAAAACGCAUCAGAUGACGCAAUAGUGAUCCGCCGUGAGUCCUGCCAUGGCACUACCAAAUCAUCGCCAAGUCAAGAUGUCAAAUGGUCUGACCUAUGUUUAUGGUUGAGUGCGUGGCUACUCCAGAUGCUUAUACAUUUUGACAAUAGAAUUUUCUAUAACCAUAUCGAACCAAUAGUCAAAGUGUUGUCAACAGUCGCCACGACGUCUAGCAUCGCAAAAAACGAAUAUUCAAUGUCAGUUAUUAUGGCAGCAUUGCAAAGGGUAGUUAACCACGACUUACCAUUCGCAAAGGAAGGAGCAAAUAUACGACCGGGUGCAGCCAGGAACAGGAGGAUACUCAAUACCGUUGGUGCUAUUCUGCCAGUGCUACUGGGGAACCUGAAAGCUCAUGCUGCAGAUAAUGUACACCUAGUGGGACGCUUGACUACACAGACACUGCUGUUUCUAAUUAUAGCCACUGGACGUACACAAAAGACAGCGGAUGAUGAUUACAAUCAGGGGGUACAAGCGAUACAGUUGCUGACCGAGAUUAGAUCAUCGGGGACAGAUAAUAACACUGUAGAAGCAUAUUGGUUAUACGUGGUCCACGCGCUCUCGAUCAUUUGUGCCGUGGGUCGGCAAAGGGUAUAUAUCGAAGCUAUGAAGGCCCUUACCAAAAUGUUACUUAAAGAGGCCGGGCCUACUGGCAGAUGUGCCAAAAUCAUACAAGUUGUGAGAAUAUUUGACUACAUACUGGCACCGAUACUCACAAACAACUUCCAGUACCCCCUGCCAUACGAUGCCGUUGCAAUGCCGAUUACUAUGAUGACACCGCAACGUAGCAAGGAACAGGGUGUAAAUUGGGAGAUCAUGGGUGUAUUCAGUCGGGGCUACAGCGAUGGCGUGCAGCAUGAUAUCUGGAUGGAAAACUUUGUCAUAGAAUAUAUGAAGUCCCAUCAUAAGAUGGAUCCAGAUGAUAUGAAUACCAGAAAAGCAGAGAUGACCAGCCUUAUAUGCCAGUACAUGUUGGCAAAUUUACCAACAUUAAGUAGUAUGAAAUUGGAUGAUACGGAUAUCGAACUGGUGAAGGAAAAGGCAAGCAGUUUGGAGUACCUCCUUUACUCCUCUGAUCAGGAGACAUGCUGUGACACCUGUGUAAAGAGGUAUAUCACGAUUACCAAUUAUAUCCUCAAUGUCAUUAUACCCAGCAAUGUAGGAGACUACACCGAUGCUACAAGCGAUACUUACCUGGAGUCGUUGAAAAACUUUUUGCUGGUACUACUCACUUCUCCUGAGCUCAAAAGUGCCGAAUCUAGCUGCUUGGAACAUUUCAAAAAUGAUAAGGAAUUGAAGAUUGCUCUAGAGCAUGUUAGGGAGUCCGUUGACAUGGCAUCUGCAAGUGCUGGAGAGUAUGUGCUCUCUUCGCUUCUGGCUCACACCUUUGCUACGUCAGACUUCCUCAAAGAGCUGUUCCUUGAUAUUUUGAAGGUGGUGUUCCCGGCACCGCCUGUAGAAGAUAUGCAAGCUGAAGAGAAUGCGGAUGAAUGA